GUGGAGAAAAAUUCGUGUAGCGAAAUUAUUUUUAAUUGUUACAUUUUUGAUAGAAGUUAAAUACCAACACGAUGCCGAAAAAGACACCAUUCAGCAAGAUCCGUAAAAGAACUAAACGGUCGAAGUGCAUAAGAAGACUGAAGGAAAAAUACAAAGAAUUUGUUAAUGCUGGUUUCAACUCUGUGGAAAGGACAUCUUCCAGUUUAACAGAUUAUGCUCCUGCUGCUGCUACACAGAUGGAAACGUCUGCCUACGUACCACCUGUAUGCCAGGGCGAUCACGACACCACCAGCGGUAACGUCCAAAAUAUAACCGACGAGGAUAUUUCUGGAUUGGAUUGCUCAUUCUUGCCAAGUGAAGAAGUAUCGAAUGUUGAAAUUCUUCCAAAUGAAACUGCUGAAACUGUGACAAUGAAAGAAAAAAUCGUUCAAGGACGUCGUUUUGUAAAUAUGAGUCACAUGUUAAACCAACUCACAUCUUUAGCUACUCAUGUGCUACAGUGCACAACAGCUACUUCACUUAUAAAUGCAUGA
Molecule: messenger RNA, 533 nt
Organism: Bacillus rossius redtenbacheri
Lineage: Eukaryota; Metazoa; Arthropoda; Insecta; Phasmatodea; Bacillidae
Exons: 4
Coding region: 72-533 (153 amino acids)
Source: RefSeq, a predicted model, not a curated record